Messenger RNA from Macroventuria anomochaeta, 2340 nucleotides. RefSeq lists its product as uncharacterized. Gene Ontology annotation, molecular function: protein binding. The record is from RefSeq and is a predicted model, not a curated record. The annotation marks the transcript as partial. The transcript has 3 exons. NCBI's taxonomy places the organism in Eukaryota, Fungi, Ascomycota, Dothideomycetes, Pleosporales, Didymellaceae.
GCCAAAGACGCAGCCUUCAACUCGUACGCCAAGCAGCACGAGCCUGUCUGCCUCCCCGACACGCGCGUCGACCUCCUGCGCGAGAUACACAGCUGGGCGGACGGGCCAGAUAAGCAAUGCAUCUUCUGGUUGAGCGGGCUGGCGGGCACGGGCAAGUCGACCAUCGCCCGGACCGUCGCGCGUAGGUACCACGACAAGCAGCGUCUCGCAGCGAGCUUCUUCUUCUCGCGCGGCGGCGGCGACGUUGGCCACGCCGGCAAGUUUGUGACAAGCAUCGCGGUGCAGCUUGCGCACAGCGUGCCAGCGUCGCGAAAGCACAUCAGCGACGCUGUUGCCGAGCACAGCGACAUCGUCAGCCAGUCGCUGCGCGACCAGUGGCAGCACCUGGUCUGCCGCCCGCUGUCGAAGCUGCACGAACCAGAGCUAGCGCCAUACGUCGUGGUCGUCGAUGCGCUCGACGAGUGCGACAACGACAGCAACAUCCGCAUCAUCGUGCAGCUGCUGGCCGAGGCGCGGUCGUUGACAGGCGUCCGGCUGCGGGUGUUCCUGACAAGUAGGCCAGAAGUGCCGAUCCGGCACGGGUUCGGGCAGAUGGCGGACGUGGAGCACAAGGGCGUCGUGCUGCACGACAUCUCGCCGUCAAUUGUCGAACGCGAUAUAGCCACUUUUCUCAAGCAUCACCUUAGCAUCAUCGCCAAGGAAUGCUAUCACGCUGAUGACUGGCCGGGCACAGAAGUAAUCAAGCGCUUAGUACAGAGUGCAUGCGGUCUGUUUAUCUGGGCCGCAACUGCCUGCCGUUUCAUCCAAGAAGGCGGACAGUUUGUUGCCGAUCGACUACGCGCUGUACUCAAGGACAGCUCCUCUGCAGACAACUCAACAACGGACACGCGAUUGGACAUCAUAUACCUUGCCGUGCUCAAGAGCCCUCUUCGCAGAUACAGAAAGCAGGAAAGGAAGAAACGGUACAGGCUAAUAAGAGAGACAUUAGGUGCGAUCGUGCUUUUGCGGUCGCCGCUUUCUGCAUCUUCACUGGCCCGACUACUCCGCGUUCCUGCAGAGGAUGUGCAUCGAACGCUGUAUGAGCUGCACUCUAUCCUAGACGUUCCACAAGAUUCGAGCCGGCUGGUGCGUUUGCAUCACCCUUCUUUCCGUGAUUUCCUCCUCAACAGAAAGAGAUGCAGCGACGACAGCUUCUGGGUAGACGAGAGCAGCACCCACGAGAAGCUGGCGUCUUGCUGCCUCGAGCUCAUGUCGGCGCCUAACAGCCUACGACAAGACAUAUGCAAUCUCUCAGGUCCGGGAGUUUUGAGGAGAGAGAUCGAUGAAGGGACGAUUAGUAGCAGUCUUCCCCCAGAACUGCAGUAUGCGUGUCGCUACUGGGUCGAGCAUCUCGAGCACAGCCAGCAGAGCAUCACAAACGGAGACGCCGUGCACGUCUUCCUGCAGACGCACCUUCUGCACUGGCUCGAAGCGAUGAGUCUGAUGCGGGAGACAGGCCAGUGCGUGCGCUUGCUGGCAAGGCUGCAGGCGCUGGUGGCGCCAUCUGCAUACACAUGUGCAGGCUUCUUCUGCGAUGCGAGUCGAUUUGUGCUGCGGUUUCUAUCAGUCCUAGCGGAGGCACCUCUGCAAGUCUACUCGUCAGCGCUUGUCUUUGCACCACAGGCGAGCGUUGUACGCAAAACCUUUGUCGAUCGGGUUCCACAAGCAGUAGACAUACUGUCAGACAGAGACACAGAAUGGGAUGCGUGUCGCAGCGUACUGGAAGAUCAUUCAAACGAUGUCAACGCUGUAGUGUUCUCGGCAGACGGCCAGCUGCUCGCCUCAGCAUCUCGCGACAGCACAGUGCGAGUGUGGGAGACGGCGACAGGAACGUGUCGCCACGAGCUGAAGGGCCAUUCAAGCUCGGUCAAUGCGGUGGUGUUCUCGCCAGACGGGCAGCUGGUCGCCUCAGCAUCCUACGACAGGACAGUACGAGUGUGGGAUACGGCAACGGGCACGUGUCGCAGCGUGCUGGAGGGCCAUACAAGCUUGGUCAAUGCGGUGGUGUUCUCGCCAGACGGGCAGCUGGUCGCCUCAGCAUCCCGCGACAAGACAGUGCGAGUGUGGGAGACGGCGACAGACACGUGUCGCAGCGUGCUGGAGGGCCACUCAGACGCUGUUAAUGCAGUGGUGUUCUCGCCAGACGGACAGUUGGUCGUCUCAGCAUCCUACGACAGGACAGCGCGAGUGUGGGAUACAGCGACAGGCACGUGUCGUACUGUGCGGGAAGGGCAAUCUUCGUACAUUGACCAUCUCAGUUUCUCGCCAGAUGGCCAGGUUUUGCAUACUAACAAAGAAGAC